AUGCUCCUGCUUACAUUAGCGUUAAGAAUCAUCAAAUUAAAUAUCUCAAUGAAAAAUUAUCAAUAUAUGCUGAGUCUGAUUAGAAUAACAUCUUAACUUAAUUCUAUUUAGAAAUUCCUCUCCUUAAUCAAACUCAGUAGGCUGUAGAAUGGUACUAUGGUGUUGAGUAUAACUAAACUUGAAUCCAAAAUUGUGGUUGCAUUUGAGUAAAAAAAAAAUGACAAAUUCUAAAUUCUAAAUUUGGUUGGACCUAAACAAGCAGCUAUUAUUCUCAUUUUCAUAUUAGAUCGGUUAAGACAUGGAGGACUUUUCUAAUUUACUUGA
Paramecium tetraurelia is the source of this 324-nucleotide messenger RNA. RefSeq lists its product as uncharacterized. The transcript is spliced from 2 exons. NCBI's taxonomy places the organism in Eukaryota, Ciliophora, Oligohymenophorea, Peniculida, Parameciidae. The record is from RefSeq and is a predicted model, not a curated record.